AUGUUCAAAGUAUCCAAAGAAAAUUUACAAGAGAUACUAAGGUCUGGAUUAAUUUAGAAUGAUUAAACUAACAUGGAUCAAUUCAAAUCAACUAAGUAAUUUGAAGUGUCUCUAAAAUCUAACAUAACUUAAGGAUUAGGAGAUAAUGAUAUAAUCUACAGAUAAUAAGUAUUUGGAGUCAAUGAGAAGGAGAAUAUAAAUUCUAUAGGUUUCAUGAAUGCAUUAUGGAUAACAAUAAUUGUAAGUGAUCAAUUUAAUAAAGAAACCUUACUCUAUAUUUUUUUUAUCUUUGUCAUUAAUCGCAUUUAUUCUAAAAUAUAAAUCAACAUAAGGAGUAUACACAAAUGAAUGGAUCGAAAGUAUAAUUAUCUUAGGAUUAAUUAUUAUGAACCUUAUAAUAUCUGCAGUUCAUGUAUAGUUUGUUUUUAAUUAACCAAGUUAAAAAUUGCUGAUAACAAUCUAAAAAAAUAAUUAUUAUUGGAUUAAUAAUCUAAAACUGUAGUUGUAUUGAGAAAUGGAUAAGAAUAGACUAAGAUUGCAAGAGAUCUAGUGGUUGGAGAUAUUGUAAUAUUGUAAGAGGAUGAUAAAGUUUAUGUUGAUGGAUUAAUUGUUGAAUAAUCAAAUUUUUUAAUUGAUGUAUUAAUGUUUUAUAAUAUUUUAUUUAGGAAAGCUUUUUAACAGGGGAACAAGAUUUCGUUCCCAAAAUUACAAUAGAAGAAGCAACCUAAAAGAAAGAAUAGAUUUUACCAAGGAGACACUUGAUAUUUGCAGAAAGUAAAGUAGCAUAAGGAAAAGCUAAAAUAAUGGUUUUGGCAGUUGGUAGAGAAUUGUAGGCUAGUAAAAUAUCAGUUUGUGUAUAAUAAUAAGAGGUGAUAAAAACACAUAUUUAAUUAAGAAUAGAAAAUAUUUCAUCUAAAAUGGAAACGAUAGGAUUUGUAGGAGCUAUAAUAGUUAUUUUUAUGUUGUUAGGUAGAUACAUGAGUCAAUAUUAUAAUUCGGAUUUUAAUGGAUAUAGCACGUUUUCUAACAUACUAAAUUUAACCAUAGUUUUAAUAUCCGGAAAUUCAUCAAAGGCUUUGAUAACUCAUUUUUAAAUGUAAUUAGCUUAAACUGUAAAGUUAAUGUUAAGUUCAUAAAAUUUGGUUAGAAAGCUUUAGACAUUAGAAAACCUACCUUUUAUGAACUAAGUAUAAUUUUUAUAAUAAUAAAGAUAAUUGUUGAUAAAACAGGAACUUUAACUGAAAAUAGAAUGGGAGUGGAUAGUUUUCUAAAUGAUACAAAUAUUGGGUUAGAUUAAUCUAAAUUUAAUCAUUUUCCAUAAGAAUUUUAAUAAGCUUUUAUUGAUUGUUGUUUUAUAAAUAAUUCAUAUAAUCCAGAAACAUGUUAAGGAACUUAAAUAGAAUAAGCGUUAUAUUAAUUGUCAAAAGAGUUAGGGAUUAAAUUAGAAGAGAGAAAAAAUUAAGUGACUCAUUAGAUACCUUUUACUAGUUCUAGAAAGAGAUUAGUAAGAAUAUUGAUAUUUAUAAUUAGACAACAAUUAUUUCAAAUAAUAGAGUUGUUGUAAGGGGAGCAGGUGAAAUGAUUUUUUAAUGGGCAAAUAAAUUUUAUAGUUUGGAAAAUGGAAUAAUAGCGAUUGAUGAUUUUUUAAAGGAUAAUUUAGAAUAGAAUUUAUUUUAAUUAAGUUAAGAUGGAAGAACUAUAGCAAUAGCAUAUAGUGAUGUAGAUUUAAAGAAUGAAAAUGUUGAAGAAUAGAUAAAGAAAAAUGAUUUUAAAUAUGAUAGAUAAAAUUUAACACUAUUAGGUUUUUUACUAAUUUCUGAUUAAUUGAGAAAAGAAACGAAAAGGGUUGUUGAAGAAUUAAAAUAAGCAGGAAUUAAAGUAGUUAUGGUAACAGGAGAUAAUUAGACAACUGCCAAGAGUGUUGCAAUAAAAGCUGGUAUUAUGUCUUUGGACUCAAUAAUUACAGAAGGAGUUGAAUUUUCAGAAAGAAUAAAAAAUAAAACAGAGAAAUUUUAAAAAGAUUUAGAAGAUAUUUAUGUUAUAAGUAGAGCAAGACCAGAGGAUAAAUACAAUCUAGUGAAAGAGUUAUAAGAAUUAGGACAUGUAGUAGGAGUAUGUGGUGAUGGUACAAAUGAUGGUAUAUAUUAAUUUGAUUUAAUUAAUUAGCUCCUGCUAUAGCUAAAGCUGAUAUAGGAUAUAGUUUAGGAAUCUCAGGAACAGAAAUAGCUAGAGAAAGUUCAGGAAUUAUAUUACUGGAUGAUUGUCUACAUUCCAUUUAUGUGGGACUCAUUUUAGCUAGAAAUCUAUUAGAUUCUAUUAAAAGAUUAGCUCAAUAUUAAAUUACUUCACAUUUUUCAUUAAUUAUCAUUUUAAUUGGCUCAUCUGCUAUUGGAGAUGCUGUUAUAUCUCCACUUCAAUUUAUUUGGAUCAAUCUAAUUACUGAUAUAUUUGCUACGUUUGCUUUAUCUUAUUGUAGACCCAGUUCAAAUUUAUAUUAUUAAAAGCCUCCUAAUAAAGAUGCAUUCCUAUUAGAUAUUAUUGUUUAUAUUCAUAUAACUAUAAUGUCUCUCUAUAUAAUAGGUGUAUGUAUCUUAUUUAUAAAUUAAGUAAUUUAUUGUUCUAUAUAUAUAGUCUAUAAUGGUAUUCAAUAUUUUUGUAAUGACAACUUUAUUUAAUUUGAUUAAUUCUCGUAUGGUUUAUUUAGAAUUCAAUAUUUUUAAUGGAUUCUUUUAAUCUUGGAUGAUUUAUACUUCAAUAUUAGUAAUUGGAUUACUUCAAUAUGUUAUUGUAGAAUAUGGAGGGACUAUGAUGUCAACAUUUGAUGGUUUGACUCUUAAACAAUGGUAAUUUGGAAUUUAAUAUAUAAAAGGCUUAUUUGUAUUUGUAUUGGAAUUGGCAGUAUAAUUUGGAGAACAAUAGCAAUACUGAUUAUUAGACCAAUCCUUGUAAAUAAUCAGUUAUAUUUAUUAGAAGAAUGAUAAAGCAAAAUUAAAACUGAAUUGAAAUAAUUAUUACACCUUGUACAAACC
Molecule: messenger RNA, 3029 nt
Organism: Paramecium sonneborni
Lineage: Eukaryota; Ciliophora; Oligohymenophorea; Peniculida; Parameciidae
Source: the annotation of a GenBank genome assembly